AUGAAAACACAAGUACGGGAAGUACUCCAGCACCACAAAACAGGGGAAGUCCUUUUGGCAGAUGUAUUAAGGGAGAGGAGCCUAACAAUACAUCUGCAAAGAAGGGUAAAAAAAAGCAAGAAGAAAAAAGAUAUUAAAGAUUUAAGAAAUUUUAAAAAUAAAAUAGAGGGCCAAGUAUUGGGGGAUGUCUUGGUACCUAAAAAUUUAGAUAAAGAUAAGGAAUUUUUGCUAAACAAUGAUAUAUAUGCUAAGAAGAAAGUUGUUGAAAAAGAUGUGGUAGAUGAGGUGAUAAUAACAGGUUGUAAUUUAGAUGCAAAUAAAGAAUUGACUUGUAAUAUUAAGGAGGUUAAAAAAAGUGAAUAUUAG
This is a messenger RNA of Vairimorpha ceranae, 366 nucleotides long. RefSeq lists its product as hypothetical. NCBI's taxonomy places the organism in Eukaryota, Fungi, Microsporidia, Nosematidae. The transcript has a single exon. The record is from RefSeq and is a predicted model, not a curated record. The coding region runs from base 1 to 366 and encodes 121 amino acids.